Microplitis mediator is the source of this 2292-nucleotide messenger RNA. RefSeq names its product poly [ADP-ribose] polymerase-like. Bases 662 to 2014 code for a protein of 450 amino acids. The transcript is spliced from 3 exons. Lineage: Eukaryota; Metazoa; Arthropoda; Insecta; Hymenoptera; Braconidae. The record is from RefSeq and is a predicted model, not a curated record. Gene Ontology annotation, molecular function: NAD+ poly-ADP-ribosyltransferase activity.
GUAAAAACAUUAAAAUUGUCAGAUGUCUGCUACUUUUCAACAUCAUGAUUAAAUAAAUAAAUAUACAAGCAAUCAUAAUUUAAUUUCGAAUUUAAAAAUAUUCAGAUUAAAAUAAACUGGCCCUAAGUGAUAAACAAAAAAUUCUAAUAUUUAUUCAUCAUCCGAAUAUUUAAAAUUAAUGCUACAAUUUUUCUAACCUAUGAUAAUUAAAUCAUCAAACAGCUGACAAUUUGUAUCGACAAAAUUAAAAAAUGCCAUUUGAGAAGCUUUUGGGAUAAAGUAAAACUACUUAACCCAGAUAUAAGAUGGCGCUCAUGUAGUUUUUGACCAGUUGCCAAAUAUCUUGAUCCUUUAUCGCCAUUUCGCAUUUUCUCAAAGUCAUGAGUCAGCAGUCGUUGUCUCAAAUUCGUGGCUUUGUUUUUAAUAAAUUCAUUUCCUCCUGCCUAUAGUGCAAUUAAAAAAAAAACAACAAAAAAUUGACUGAUAGUGAAACAAAAAUAUCAAAUAACUACAAUUUAAUAUUUUGAAUAUAAUUGUGUCAUACUCAAUACAAUAUAUAAUCAAAAUAUAUAUUUUUGAUACUGCUACAAGACAAGUAUUAAUUUUAUGAAUCAUUAAUUUGGUCAUAUAUAACGUAUUUAAAAUAAUAAAAAUAUAUAAAAUGGAUGAACUUGAGCAAGAAAAAAUACAUGACGCAAAAAUAAAGGAAUUAAUUGAGAAUUGCUCAGCAUUAAAAAUGGAUCCAGCGCUAAAAUCAAAAGCUUAUGUGUACACGACACCUGAAAAAAGAUAUUCAAUGAUUUGGACAAAAGAAGAAUCACAAAAUGGCGAAAAAAUGUAUUAUUAUUAUAGAGUGCAAAUACUUGGACUAUUUGAAAACGAUCAUAACGAAGAGAAAAAUUAUAUACUUAAACAAAAUUGGGGUACUUUUGAUACUGUUAAUCAUCGCACACGUUCUGAAUCAUUACCACUGUCAUUUUGCAUUACAAAAUUCAUGAUUCAAACAACCGAACGAAGUAGAAAUUAUGUGUUUGCUAAAAUAAAAGAUAAUGAUAUUAAUAAUAGUGAAUUACCAUUAUCAAUUCGUGAGCUUAUCAUAAGAUAUAUAUUUGACAUUGAUUUUUUGAAAAGAAUGAUGGAAGAACAUACAUUUGAUGUUAAAAAUAUAAUAAUUGAAUUCAUUACAAUAACAGAUGAAUUUAAAGAUAUUAGAACUAAAUUAUCUAAUUAUCGAUCAAAGAAUUAUGCUCUGGCAUCAGCCACAGACGCUCAACUUGAAGCUCAGUAUAAAAUAAUACGUGAAUUUUUGAAUAAAAAAAUUACAUGUCAAUCCAAUGGUGAUGAUAAUAAUAAAACUUUUAGUUUAAUGAAUUUUUAUUACAAGCAAUUGCACACGACAAUAAAUGUACUCGAUAGGAAUGAUGAACGUUAUAAAAUAAUUGUAAAAUAUUUUGAAAACACUAAAUCAGAGAACCAUAGUCACAUGCGAUUAACUAUAGAUAAUGUUUUUGUCAUUGAAAGACCUUGUGAUAAUGACAGAUAUACUAAAAAUUUGGAAAAUAAGAAACUACUUUGGCAUGGGACCAAUGUCUCUAAUGUUCCGUCAAUUUUAUAUGAAGGUUUUAGAACAACUAAAGCUCGACAUGGAAUGUUUGGUACUGGAAUAUACUUUGCAAAUUCAGUAUCCAAAUCAGCAGGUUAUUGUGAGGCUGGAAAGCACGGUGUUAUAUUUUUGUGUGAAGUUGCGUUGGGUAACGUUAUGGGAUGUCAUGGACCACAAUACGGUAUGAAUAUUUAUGAAGAAUUACCAGAAAGGUUUAAUUCAAUUUGCGGUAAAGGUAUGUGGUCACCUGACCCAAGUGAUAGUGUUACUAUUGAUGGAGAUGUUGUUGUACCUUGUGGUAAACUUACCACAUCUUAUUCAACUGGUACUACUUUACAGCAUGAUGAAUUUAUUGUUUAUAAUCCAGCGCAAAUAAAAAUGCGUUAUCUUGUAUCAGUCAAUUUUAAGUAAUUUUUUUUUAUUUGUAUCAUUGUAAAUCUAAGUGCGUUGCAAGUUAUUAUUUUAAUCCAUUAAUCAUUAGGAAAAAUGAUUCAAAACAAUUUAAUUUUAAUACUAUAUAGAUUGACAGUCAUCAUUGAGUAAAUCACUUUCUUUAAUCAAGGACAUUAAAUAUGUUGCCACACUCGGGUAAAAAAAAUAUAUAUAAUUUUAAAUUAAUGAUGAAUAUAUAUCUAUAUAGUAUUAAAAUUAAAUCGUUUUUUUAAAUCAGGGAGUAUUUAUGUACAAUU